Messenger RNA from Vitrella brassicaformis, 2646 nucleotides. The record is from the annotation of a GenBank genome assembly. Lineage: Eukaryota; Vitrellaceae.
CUGUCUGUCUGUUUGCGCUGCUCGACCAUCCCUCUCAGCCCUGCACACACACAAACGCGAGAGGAUAAAUGUGUGCGUCUCUUCCCCCUCCCCCGAUCUUUCUUUCUUGCUCUGCCUCACUCACCUCGGCCUCUCUUCGUGGUGCUGGUUCUGCUGGCUGGACGGUGGGCGCCUUGAAGAGGACCGUCAGGAAAGUGAGUCCCUUCCACAGCCCGGCGAAGGCAGCGAAGAACACGGCCUCGCGCCAAGAUGCGUUGAAGACGAUCGACGCAGCGCGAAGAAGGCUAUCGGCUCCUGCAUCACAGACGGACGGACACACCCAGACAGACGUGCAGCACAUCCAUCAGGCCACAUGAUCAUUGUCCAUCCCCUUCAUCCAUCGGAGUGUGUGCGUACGAGUGCGAUGAGAGGGAAGAGGCGCGGCAUGAGUGCGUGGACGGCGUAGCUGGCAGCUGCACACAGACACACAAAGAGAGAGAAACACAUAGACACACACACACGUGAGACAGAUGAGCGCAUCCAGUGAGGGCAUGUCCUUCAGCACAAUGCAUCACAUACAGAGACAUGCAAUUGAUUGUGGGCAUACAUUAAGUCAUAGCGCAACGGCACACAUUGAUGUCAACCUUCCAACUCCCUCCACAGUGUGCAUACUCCUUCUAUCUAUCAUGACUUCAUCUCAAUCAGUGUAUCUAUCGCGUCUACCAAAGCCGGGUGGGUCAGUCACUCAGCAAUGGUCGAACCGAACCCUCUACCCGACCCAGAGAGACCUCUCUGCCUCCCCACAGCCACGCACCCCGCCAGCCCGCCAACUCUCACCCCCCAUCCAUCCCACUCCCACUUGCCGCGUGCACGACGCAUCACCUUCGUCAACCACUUGGCCAUCCGCGGAGGGCCCAGCAUGACGAUCACGCCAUCAUCAUGCACCACACGCAUCAUCUCACCAAGGGCACCAUCCAUAAGCGCUUCCCAUGACGCAGCUGCCGUGGUAGUGUCUGUGGUGGCGAGGGGCGUGAGAGUGGUGCGGUGGUGGAAUGGGAGGUCGGUGACGACCAUGUCCACGUGUGGGGUGGAGGGGGGCAGGGUGGACGACAGGGCGAGGGCAUUGCCGACGUAGCACGACAGAUGGGCUGAGAAAGGGAUACAGCACACAGGCAGGGCACAUCAGCAGGGAACCGCGGGGCUGGCUUCAUGUUCUCUUAUGAUGCAGGCUGGCUGACCAUCUCCCGUGGUUUGUCGGUCUUUGGCGGCCUGAAUGUUGGCUGCGAAGGCAUCAAUGCAGGCAGCAUCACUAUCAACACCGAUCAUGCGACCCUGCACCAACCUCACCAACGAACGGCUAUCGGUUGCCGCGCCAGGAUACAUUCGCAUCUGUACAUUACCUUUCUAUCGACAGUAGCCGCCUCCAGCAGUAUGGUGCCUAUGCCACAGAAGGGGUCCAGCCACACCAGCCCCUCCCCCUGUCGCCCCCUCUUCUGUUCCAGCGCCAGCCGCACCAUGAGAUGAGCGGUGGACGGCCGCAGACGCACUCGUCGGUCGGUGCCAGAGACCAGGAAAGGCCGCUGCUCCAUUGGGAUUGAGGCGUGGGGAUGGCCUUCGCCGUCUUCCAAUGAGAGCAACAUGAAGGUCUCUUGGUAGCUCACCAGGCAGAGGAGCGUGUGGUGACGGAGGGAGGGGUCAGGCCUCACGGAUGGAAUCCAGCCGGUCUUCUGAUGCACCCACGAAGACAUCUGCACACACAAAGGCCGGCAAGCACAACACACAGAAAGGGUGUGGUGGGUGCCUUCACACGUUUCCCUUCCGGUGGACCGUGAACCCGCCUUGCCUGUCUCAUGAUGGUCUCGCUGGUGAGGCCUCCAUGCCACCCAUCUCUCAGACACGACGCACGAACACGCGAAGGGGCCGUCCUGCCCUCCUCUUGCCGCAUCCCGCCCAACACCAUUCGCUUCAGCGUCAACGCACUUGACCAUCUCCCGGACUGGUCAACCAAAUGCCGCAGCUGCGACAGCACCAGGUCCGCAUAGCCUUCAUUUUCGCCAUCGGUAGCCGGUGGCAGCUUGGAGGAACCGACGAAGGCAUAAACAGCAAUGAGGAACGGGCAGUGCCUCAGCAGCUCUUUGUAGAGUCCGGCCGGCCACUCUCCCAGGUCGCUCAUGAGGAUCUUCCCGACAGUUGUGACACCUCCCUUGCCAGAAGGCGCCCCAGGCAACACGCGGAAAGAGGGAAAGGCGUCGUGAGCCGCUGCUGAUGCCUUCAGGAGGCGCACCGCCAGCUGCUCGAAGCCGCGAGUAACGAGCAGACAGAAAGCUGCGUCGACCGAUGUGCUCGUAGUUGCAGUUGCUCCAAGGGAGAGCGUUGACGCAUGAUGCCUGGUCGAGGAAUCACGGACAAGAGGCUGUGCUGAGAUGGAGAAAGAAGGGAAGAAUGGACGAGGGGAUGAAUGGUGGGUCGGCAGCAUCUUGGUUGACAGCCAGCGGCUGAUGACUGGCAUCCUCACCGGCACCAGCAGCCGACCCACCCUCGAAGAUCUCCACCCACAGACAUUGAAUGGCGAGAUGAGAUGAGUGAUGACGCUUCGAAUCGAUAGAUCUCGACACAGAGAUGGGCGUCGUCCGGAUGCUCUGGAGAAUGCUCCGGGGAAAGGUUGGG